This is a messenger RNA of Rubroshorea leprosula, 1370 nucleotides long. The record is from the annotation of a GenBank genome assembly. NCBI's taxonomy places the organism in Eukaryota, Viridiplantae, Streptophyta, Magnoliopsida, Malvales, Dipterocarpaceae.
UCUUCAACAAAUUUAUUUCCUCUCUCUUCUCCUUGAUCAGUUCUCAAGAAGAUGGCUGUCUCAGCCGACUGCCGGUUUUCGGUCUCGGCUGCCACCCAGUUACGAGGAACGUUCCCUACUAGGAACUUGAGGCUUGUGGGGUUCUGUAAAGGAGACUUCAUGGGGAAGAAGCUUAACAUGAAGCAACUCCGUCGACAAGCUCAAAGUAAGAAUGUCAAGCAAUAUAUUUGCAUGUCACUCACUACUGAUGUGCUGGGCGAGAGUAAGCUGAGGGACCUAGAGAUGGAAAAGCUGGAUGCAAGGACAGUUGUGGCAGUUAUUUUGGGAGGAGGUGCCGGCACUCGUCUCUUUCCUCUCACCAAGCAACGGGCCAAACCAGCAGUAAGUGUCAUUGCAGGAGAAAUGGAGAUCUGAACCUUGAACCUCAUGAUUCUUCAGGUAUUGUGCUUAGGACAAUGUUUCAUGCUUUGUAGGUGCCAAUUGGAGGAGCUUACAGGCUGAUUGAUGUGCCAAUGAGCAACUGCAUUAACAGUGGUAUCAACAAGGUUUACAUUCUCACUCAGUUUAACUCGGCAUCCCUCAAUAGGCAUCUCUCUCGUGCUUACAACUUCGGCAAUGGACUCAGCUUUGGAGAUGGCUACAUGGAGGUGCGUUUCUGAACUGGUAAAAAUGUCCAGAUCUGUGUCUUAGCAGCAUGUAAAAUGGAAGACUUUUCUGUUUGAAAUUAGGUCUUAGCAGCCACUCAAACUCCAGGACAGGCUGGUAAAAGUUGGUUCCAGGGUACUGCAGAUGCUGUGCGACAAUUCCAUUGGCUUUUUGAGGUAAUCGAAAUGACCACAGUUUCUUGAACCCCUGAAUCUUGAAACCCAAACAUAACCAAAAGCAUAUUAUAUAUUCCUGCACUGCUGCAGGAUGCAAGAAGCAAGGACAUAGAGGAUAUACUGAUUUUAUCCGGGGAUCACUUGUACAGAAUGGAUUACAUGGACUUUGUUCAGGUAUGGUCACUGAAUUUGCUUAUACAUUCACUGUUACCAAGUCUCAGAUUGUCAGAUCUCAGUAUUUCUUUCUUCAUUCACAGAAUCAUCGGCAGAGUGGCGCAGACAUCACAAUUUCUUGUCUGCCAAUUGAUGACAGGUAGAUGAUCAUUUUGAUCAUUAUCAAGAAAAAAAGUGGCCCUCAUCUUUUAUAUAUCUCUACUAAAUGAUGGUUCAUUACCUUUGCUGCUGUUUUUUCUGAUAGCCGUGCCUCAGAUUUUGGUCUCAUGAAGAUAGACAACAAAGGAAGGGUUCUGUCAUUCAGUGAAAAGCCGAAAGGACAGGACCUGAAAGCAAUGGUAAUACCCUUUAAAUCCCUGACGGACAUUGCUUUCA